AUAACAAAGAGGUUUGAAAGUACAUUCGAUCUUCGUAAUUCUGCAGGCUUUACCAGCUUUUCAAAACGGAAGUAGUUACAAUUUAUUACAUUAUGUUUAAUGUUAUGAAUACGAGCUGUCCAUACGAGGACUGGAAGUCUGAAGCAAACAUUCGCUGUCCCAACCCAGGUCAUUACCACUGUGUCAAAGACGAAUAUGAUAGGAUCGGAUGGGUGUGUACACAACCGAUAUGGGUUGAAAAAGAUAGAUGCCCCGUUUUUAACAUUGGUGCCAAUAAACUGGAUACCACGUCUUGUUUCCAAACAAAAUGUCCGCCUUACAACUAUCGAUCAAAUGAUAUUGAUGUUGAAUACGCCUGCAGAUACACCAAUAUUUAUUUAAGUCCUACAACAACGUUGCCAUUUACAACCCAGUCUGGUUCCAAUGAGACGACCAAUAACAACACAUUUACCAUCAUCGCUAUCGUUCUUCCAGUUCUAGUACUGGUAGGCGUUUUGGCUGUCAUCGUGGUGCUACAUAAACGUAAAUGUUUAUGUUGCCAAAAACGGUCAAAAGAUAACGACAAUGGACAGGAAGAAUCUUUUGUUCUUAUUGGUGAUCCAUCAAACAAAGGAGGAAAACCAACCGAGGCAAAAGAACCAAUGCUGUCCUUUAACCAGGCUAAGGAGUUCUUAAGCAAGAAUAGAAAAGUAUUAAUCACUGGAGUUCAGGGUUCUGGUAAAACAUUUUUAGCGAAAUCUUUACUUAACGAUCUUGAGAAAGGAAGCAAAUUAAAAAGCAUUUGGUUUUGCAAUAUCAGGGAACUGAACCGAAGUGAGUUAAAAGUAGAAGCAGAUAUCUGUGUUUUUGACGGAUUAUUUUACGAGCUACAAGAAGAACGAAAAUUCAAAGACACAAUGCAAUAUUUAAAAAAAAUCAUAAAUAGAAAUCAAACAUCUUAUCUUAUUCUCACCUGUCCAUCAUAUAUCUGGAUAAGAUAUAGUAGUUUGAAUGAUCUAGAGGCGAUGUUAAGUGCUGUUCGUGUGGAUCUAGACAAAAUAAGCAAAAGUGAGAAACGAGAAGUCAUAACGUCUCUCAUGAAACGAUACAAUGUAACAGGAAAAGAAGCAGAAAAAAUUUGUAAAUUAGAAGGUGUUUUCCUUAAACAUGUCUCUACAUGUAUUGGUUUUCCUGCAUUGAUUUCUUUGGUAUGCAAAAUAUCAAGCAAGGAGAGUGUUGACGAGCUCCUGAGAAAUCCACUGCAGUCGAUAACUAAGAAAAUUGCCACGUUAAAAAACGCUUCAAAAGAAGAAGAAAGGGCAAAAUAUUUAAUACUAGCGUAUAUGAGUUGUAAGGGUGGAAGGAUGAACAUUAAUGAUAUUGAUUCGGAACUGUUUGAUGCUCUUAAGAAAAGAUAUGGCCCAGGAUUCGAGGACCGAAACCUAAAAGAACAUGCAGGAAAUAUGAAAGAAUAUUUACUUGAGAACAAAGCGGGUAACUAUGAGUUUGAUUUAAACAACACGAAGAAAAUUGUACUUGUAAGUGUAGCAAGAGAUGACACAUUGUUUUGUCAAGACCAUUGCAAACUCUAUUAUGCAGAAUAUGUUAUACCGAAAGUAACAUGCCCUUCUGAUAUUGAUAGUGUAUAUGCAGAGUGUUUCUAUAAGAUUUAGUAGGCUUUAUUAGCCUGCUUUUAAUUGCGUUUAUUUAGAGUUUCAGUUCUAAUAAUGAGUUUGUGAACAAGUGGACGGUAAACUUAGCUUUUUGUUCCAUUCCUGAAUCAAAUUGUAAUGUUUAGCGCAGAGCUUUAAAGGGACAUGGUCACGAUUUUGGUCAAAUUUUAUUAUUCUGUUUUUAUUAUUCGCAAUGCUUUAAGAAUGCAUUUCUAAUGAUCAAAUGAAAUUUGGGUGCCAGUCGUUGAGGUUUAAGCAAGAUACAGGGCUUGCAAUUCUUAGUCAUGUAAACAAGGCUGCUCGUGCCCUGUUUUUGUUUAUAUAGGUUCAAUAUACCGGUAAAAAAUCUUUUUAAUCUUAUUAUUCAUUUAAGCAUAAAUUAGCAGAUCCUAACGAUUAACACAUUCAUUUACAUAGCGAAGAAUUGUAAGCUCUGUAACUCGCUUAUGACUCAUCAAAUGACACUCAAAUUUUGGUUGCCUAUUGAAAAUGCCUUACUGAAGCAUUGUAAACAUUAAAAUGAAAAAAAUAAAUAAUCAAAAUCGUGACCAUGCCCCUUUAAGUAUUGUUUCCCGAUGUCAUAUAUACAGAGAAAGCUGUGCUAAGCUAAGAAAAAGACAGUAGGGUAUAAAGGACAACAAUCUUAUGCAGUGAGAGAACCUCGACACCUAUUUGAACGAGACUUUUAGUAACUUCCAAAAACACAUGCAGGUCAUUAAUAAUACCCGAUGAUACCGCAUUCCUUGUUUAAAUAAAUGUAUCAUGUUAUAUUAUAUGCUCUUGCACAAUCGCUCUAUAUGUUGAAUUUGUUUAUUCUGUAUAUUUACAAAAUAAUACCUCUUUAUUACAUGAUAUAAUAGAAAUACAAUUGAUACAACUGCACCAUUAUAAAGUCUUUAUCAGAUUACAUCAACUUUACUUUAAAAUGUUCUUGUUUUUAUUAGUAUAAUUGAAAAUGAUUCUGGUAUCCAAACAAUCUGUAAAACACCAAACUCACCA
This is a messenger RNA of Magallana angulata, 2651 nucleotides long. RefSeq lists its product as uncharacterized. Bases 93 to 1652 code for a protein of 519 amino acids. The transcript has 5 exons. NCBI's taxonomy places the organism in Eukaryota, Metazoa, Mollusca, Bivalvia, Ostreida, Ostreidae. The record is from RefSeq and is a predicted model, not a curated record.